CAUGCAUGAUUAACCGUUAAUUUAAUUUGUAUUGUGUGUAUGUAAAUAAUUUUAAUCAGGAACACGAUGCAAAAAUACUGUUCUCUAAAAGAAUUUCUCUAUACAAUGAUUUUUUUUUUUUGUGAUGGGUUUUUCCAUACUCGGCGUUUUUUCAAUUGUCAUUUUGGAUUAAUUUUCGUUAAUUUUAACUAAGCAUCGUUUCAGGCUCAACGCACAAAAUAUCAAUAACUUGCUUUUGAUAAGGUUAAAUGAAGAACUUUUUAAUAAUAUGAAUUUUUCUUAAGGUAAUUUUUCAUCAAAAAAUUAUCAACUUUAUUUAUUGAAUUACUUGUGUUCUCUUUCUAUUUAUUGAAAUAUAUACAUGUUUUGUUUGUUUUAAUAAAUAAGUACUUACUUAUGCACGUACAUAUGUAUGUACAAGUACGGAAAAUAACUAAAUAAAAAUUUGAGUGUCUAUUCCUUAUUUGUAAAUACAUAUGUAUAUGCUUUUGCUUUUUUUCUUUAAAUAAGAGACAAUACUAAUGACAAGUAAAAAGGAUGAGUUUUAUUUUUCGCAUCACUUGAACACUCAGAGCGAUAAAAAUAAAGAUAAUGCGUUAGGCAAAUAGUUAUCUUUUAAAAAUGCUCGCUCAUGCUAAUAUAUGAGUGAGCCAAAUACGUGAGGAGUUUUUUUGUGAUGAGAAUGUUAGUUAAGCUUGCGCUCCUGAGUAUUUGAAAUGAUGUUCUCUUGUGGAAUAUUUUGAUGGUUUUACGAACUCUGUGUAUACUCUUGCAGUAUUGAAGAGGUUUUAAAAUAUCUAAAGCUUCCAUUGGACUCUUCCGCUUGUCGACUAUUUAUAGAUAGUUCAAAACAUAGCUUAAAAGCAGUUUUACUGCACAAUGGAAAUCAGCAUCCAUCAAUACCGGUUGCGUAUUCCACAAAAAAGGAGGAAACAUACGCAAAUAUUUUAAAUCUCUUAAAUAAAAUUGAAUACUAUAAAUAUAAAUGGGAAGUAUGCGCAGACUUCAAAAUGAUUGCAAUAUUGACUGGAAUGCAAACAGGAUACACAAAAUAUAUGUGCUUUCUUUGUAAAUGGGAUUCACGUGCUACCAGCAGCCAUCAUCAUAUUAAAUAUUUCGAAGAACGUAAAGAAAAUAUUAUUGGUGACUUAAAUGUAAUCCAUGAAUCUCUUGUCCCAAAAGAUAAGGUCAUACUUCCACCGCUGCAUAUUAAGUUGGGCGUAGUGAAAAGUUUUAUUAAAAGCUUAAAUACACAAAGAUAUGCUUUCAAAUGCAUUCAAAUAAUUUUCCCCAGAUUAUCUGCAGCAAAAUUAAAAGAAGGUAAAAUACGGUUUUAAGAAAUAAUUUAUUUCAUUUAAUGUAAACUACCUUUUCUAGGAAUGCUCGUUGGACCCGAUAUAAGAAAAUUAUUACAAGAUGAAGAAUUUUAUGGUCAUUUGUCGGAUACGCAAAAGACAGCAUUUGACUUUAUGCAGCUGGUUAUAUCAGUAUUCCUUGGAAACUCAAAAGCACAAAACUAUGCAGAAAAUAUUGAAAGCAUGCUAAUCGGUUUUGACUAUAUUGGAGAAAACUUUGGAGCGGUUUCAGAUGAACACGGUGAAAGGUUUCAUCAGGAUAUAAAGGUAUUGGAAGAAAGAUUCAAAGGGAAAUCCCAAUGUGUAAUGCUUGCUGAAUACGUAUGGGGCUUGUACAGAAACCUUGACACAUCGGAACAUUCACGUCAAGCUAAAUUCAGGAAAGCAUAUUAAGUUUAAUCUACUACUGCUGAAGCAAAAAAAUAAAUAUGUACAUACUAUAAUAAACCACUAUUAAAACAAAAUUAUAAUUUUUUUAUCCACCGUAAAGAACUUUAUUUACAACAAUGGUGUCUUUGGUGACCCCCACCGAAAUUUUCCGCCAAACAUUUUCGUAGAAUAUUUUAAUCUUUAAAUGUCCUUUUUUAAAGGAUAUUUUUUGAUUUUCUCGAAAAAAAGGGUCAAAUUGACCCAUAAAGAAACCAGUUAGAGGGUUAAGAUCUUCCACAAAAAUAAUCCUCAUACAAUUCCACAAUACAACUCUGACCAUAAGAAUUCUCUCAGACUUUAACUUACAACAUUUUUUUCAUAUAGUAUAAUGCUCCCUUCGACCAAAAAAUGAAAACUUUGACCCACUGUAAAAAAAACUCAGACGUGCUGGACCAUAAGUUUGUUCUACAAAAAUGAUCUACUCAACAUACCCUUUCAGAAUUAUAGGGUCGCUAUUCUGUUCCCAAAAUGCUGUUGGACAGUGUAAUUAUUUUGUUUUGACAGUUGGAAAAGGUGUCACCGAGAGUCAUAGAAAAGCCUCCACCCACUCUACCCGGGGAAACCUGGCGCACCCUUACAAAACAGAGCUGUAUACACCACAGCCUAUGAUACCUCAACAUAACACCAACACAACUCACUCCUCUGUACACUAACCUACUCAACAAAGGGAUGGACAAUGGAAUAUCAGACUCAUUCGAUUCCACACUGCGAAGCGUAAACACUAACUUUUGCUUCGAUCAACUUUCGUUCGACACCCAUCCCUCGCACUGCAAUAUAAUCAUUUGCACAGUUUAUUCGAUCAGCGAAUAAUUAUCGGGACAUUCGAUUUCAAAUUGACAAUCGUUUCUUUCAACAUCAGAUACGUUUAUGUCAAAUUAUUUUAAUUGCAACAAACCUUUGUUAUAAGAAAUAAAGAAGGGUUAAGUUCGGCGGCAACCGAACAUUUUAUACUCCUGCAACUUGCAUGAAUCAAAGCCAGGGAAAUUCUUUAAGGUGUAAGUCUAAUCAUAUAGAGUAAAGUCAGCCGAAUGUUCGAAAAUCAGGAUAUUAGCUAUAUGGGGGCUAGGUCAAGUUUUCGCUCAAAUUUCGCUCUUUUAGGCACAAAGACACACUGUUAUGAAUAAAACACGCUCUCUCAUUUUCAUUAAGAUACAUAACUAAUAUAUUGGCCGAUAUAUGCAGUACAAAGUCACUCCGAAGUUCGAAAAUCCAUAUAUUAAGUUUAUGGGGCUAAAAGAAGUAUUGGUCCGAUUCAACCCAUAUUUGACAUACAGACAUACCAUUAUAAGAGAAUGAUUAUCCCUUUAUUUCAGUUAUACUUAUAUAUAACACAUUGACCGACAUUUGCGGUCAAAGGUCUACUAUAGGUACAGGGGUCUAUAUAUUCGGUACGUGGGGCUUGAAGAGUUUUUAUAGGAUUUCAACAAGUUUGGUCAUAAAGGGGAACAUAUGUACAAAGAUAUUAUUUGUGCAGAGCUUUAUCCCGCUAUAUUUAUUGCUUUUUGAUGUCCGUACUGAAACUGAACGAAUCAAGUGGAAAUUAAAACUGUGUUAUAUAGGAAGUAGGCGUGGUUGUUGUUCGAUUUCGUUGAAAUUCACAUUGUCAGAAGAAUGCCACGUACUAAAUUUUGCCGAAAUCGGUUGGACGGGUCCCGUGAUAUGGGGUUUCACCAAAAAGUGGGUGGUGUCACGCCCAUCGUCCAAUUUUCACACCGGCCCCAUAAAGCUCUCUCAUACCAUUUCGAUGGUAAAAUUUUAUGUCUCUAGCUUAUUUAGUUAUUGUUUUAUCGCGCUUUUAGUAGUUUUGAACAGUACCAUUAUAUAGGGAGUAAGCGAUCCUCCGAUUUCAUCCAUUUUCACACUGUCGGUAGAGGUUCUUAAGAUUUGUACUCAGGGGUCGAAUCGUCACAUCCGUGCACGGAUCGGCAAACCUACGAAAGAAAAUUACGUGAUACGUCAAUCGUAUGCGGUGAUUGGCAUUAUGACAUACGAUAGCAAACGGAUCGUAAUGUAUUUUCAAUUCACAAUAGUUUUUAAAUUCCACAUUGCUUUGGAUCGUAUUUUUAGGUCACAAUAGAUGUGGAACUGUCAAAACUUGCGAAAUUUUCAAUAAACUAACAAAACCUAAUUAAAUAUGAAAAUUAAUUCAUGUUUGCUU
Molecule: messenger RNA, 3942 nt
Organism: Bactrocera dorsalis (oriental fruit fly)
Lineage: Eukaryota; Metazoa; Arthropoda; Insecta; Diptera; Tephritidae
Exons: 2
Coding region: 1380-1748 (122 amino acids)
Source: RefSeq, a predicted model, not a curated record